Notodromas monacha is the source of this 1280-nucleotide messenger RNA. The record is from the annotation of a GenBank genome assembly. Lineage: Eukaryota; Metazoa; Arthropoda; Ostracoda; Podocopida; Cyprididae.
UGGUUUCUUUCAAGGACUUUGAGCGAACCACCCGAGUCGAGCGCCCAUAUGAAAGUCUAAAAAAAGUGUUCAGUUAGCUCCCACUUUUUCGCACCUGCGGGAUUUUUUCUACGCGGGAUUUUCACCGGGUGCCGUUUUUCUCUCGUGGUGUCGGAAAGGUCAUAGGUACAGGUGCCUGCGGAGCGAAUGUCGAAGGAAUGUCACGACGGAGAUGAACGAAACGCAGACGGGCGACGGAACGCCAGGGAGCAAGGGAAGGUAGUUAAACGGGCGCAGGUGCCAAAAAAUCGCUCGAGACUGGGCCCGCUUCGGCCCGGGUAGCCAUAGUGUUCCGACCGAAACCAAGCAAGGCGGAUAUAUCGAACCCCGUGCAACCAACACGGAAUUCCAGUCUGCUUAGUUUCGUGCUUUUCAUCGUGGUGUCUGCAAAGCGGCGUUUUUCUCGUGGGUCGGGAUUUUUUUCGACUUGAGUUGUGAGCAACAACAAACGUGACCUUUCGCAGGUGGUGGAUUUGAUUGUGCGGACCCAUCAUGCCCGAGGACGGGACGGUUGCUCCCAAAGUUUCGGUGGAGUUCGAGGUUUUUGGUAAUGUUCAAGGCUGCUAUUUUACAAAAUAUUGCAAGGACCAGUGCGAUCGACUUGGGAUUUACGGAUGGGUGAAAAAUACAAGGAGUGGAACAAUUGUGGGAAAGCUGCAAGGCGACCGAGACAAAGUGGACGAAAUAUCAAUGUGGCUGUCAAAACAGGGAAGUCCUGGAUGCCGCAUUGACCAAUGUGAACUCAGGAACUGGGAGUUGGUAGUGAAACCCGACUUCCGCAACUUCAGCAUCCGAUUCUGAAACAUUUUUCUGCAGCUCAGAUUUUGACCCGCGACUAUAAUUGAACACGUUGGCAAGCUGUUGUGCAUUUGCAUGGAAGAAGCGAAAACCUCAUUUGAUCAAGACUCUAUAGUUGAUAGAUUAAAAAAAAGAAAGAAAACUCUUGAUCAAAUCGUGUCGCUUCUAUUACUGUAAAGGUUGUCUUUUAUUUGAGAUGGUAUGAGUCGAAAAGUUUUCAUCAGUCAAAUGGCUUGUUUGAAGAUUUUGUGAGGUCUGUGUAUGUCCAACUGUUUGAAACUUCAAUUUCAGAAUAAAUUAUUCCCUGUGUUUGAAGUGUUACUGUACUUUGACGAUGCUUUAUUGUGUUCGUCCUAUCCUGGAAGAAAGAUUGCUCAUGCUUUGAAAUAGCACACAAGUGCAAGAACCAGAUUUGUGAAGAAAUGAAGCUUCCAUUUUUCCGA